GACCCCAGUUAGACAAACGACUCAUAGGCUAACUGCAAUAAUUAGGUAGGUUACAUUUGCCAUCUUACUCUGUAGGUUCGGCUUCAAAUCUGUGUUGCUUGCGGGAUAGGGCGUUCGGAGUUGAGCAUCUGCUGGCAGGGAAGAUGAUUCGGAUAGUAUGGCUGAGUGUGUGGAAUGCGCAUUGCGAUGCAAAACCAUAGAAAGCUAUACAUUGAAAAGACGACAAAACUAACGUUGUGGUCGUAAUAAUAAGGGGCAAUUGUGUUUCUAGCGCGCACCUUUAGACACUGACAGCCUCCUACAAGAAGGCCGUCCAGCCUCCGCAGCCUAAAAAUUUCACGCCAACAUUACUGCCAACCGGAGGAGAGAUACCGAUGCUAUACAUGACUCACACCCAGGCUGCCUCUACAUAUUUGGCCUGGACUUGGGUCUCCUAAAGCGGUAUCCCGCCUGUCCAUAAAUCCGAGGCUGCACAGAGAGGGAACAAAACCUUCCUGAUAUCCACACCGAAAUCUUUGCGGAUAAUGCUAUGCUCCCGUUUAAUUUGUGUAUGUCUGUUUUAUCGCACCUCUGCGCAAAAGUCUUGGGCUCUCUGUCUCGACCGUUGCUUGUUGGACAGCGUAAGGUAGCAGAGUGGACAACGCUGGCUGUCUUCCACCUGUCUUUGCUCCUGGAUUGUUCACUGCACUCCAGGAAUAAUAUUUUUUUUUACAUUGGCCAGAGAGGGCUUGGUCAGAACUUUAGGUACAACACAGUGCAGAGCUUUUAUGGAAGGAUAACUUCUGCAACCUCCACAUGAAACAUUAUUAACACCACCAUCUGAAAGCUAAAGCUGUAGCAAUCUACCAUAGUUAAGUGAGGUAGACUGCAUCUUUGAAGCGUAACCCAACCACUAAGACCAAGGGUUUCCGGUUAUCUAAUCCCCACCAACCUUUUGCCAGCUCCUGUAACAACAACUCCAAACUUCCUGCUUUGGCCUUUCACCCGCAGCCACCAUGCGUCCCUCACUUGCCACAGCGGUCCUUCCAAGGACCCGUAACCAUCCCCACACGGCCCACCCCCACAAUGCACACGGAUUGUCCGGACACUUGGGACGAGAGCACCUGUCAGCGCCUCGGAGGCGCAGCCCGCACCUGCGACACACACUCAGCCCGGAGAACCUUCGGAGCCUGGCAGAGCGCGGUGGCGCCGCCGGGGACAUGGCUUCCGUGGUGAGUAGCCCCAUUGGCCUCCCGAGGGCCAACAGUGACACGGACCUGGUGACGUCGCAGAGCCGCUCGUCGCUGACGGCAUCCACGCUGGAGUUCACGCUGGGUAGGGGCGAGAACCUGGUCAUCUCUUGGGACAUCAAGGAGGAGGUGGAUGCCACCGACUGGAUUGGCCUCUACCACAUCGAUGAGACCAGCCCGUCUAAUGUGUGGGACUGUAAGAAUCGCGGGGUGAAUGGGACACAGAGGGGUCAGAUUGUCUGGAGACUGGAGCCUGGUCCUUACUUCAUGGACGCUGAGACCAAGAUCUGCUUCAAGUACUACCACGGUGUCAGUGGAGCCCUGAGAGCAACCACCCCCUGCAUCACUGUGAAGAACCCUGGAGUCCUGGGAGAAGGUCAAAGUGAGGGGCAGUCAUCCACCGAUCAUCCUCGCAAACUAAUCAGCUUUACUUUAACAGAUAUGCGUGCGGUGGGGCUGAAGAAGGGAAUGUUCUUCAACCCGGAUCCCUACCUGAAGAUGUCCAUCCACCCUGGGAAGAGGAGCGGCUUCCCCACCUUCAGCCACCAUGGACAGGAGAGACGCUCCGCCAUCAUCGCCAACACCACCAACCCUAAGUGGCACGGAGAGAAAUACACUUUCGUAGCACUGAUGACAGACAUUCUGAACAUCGAGGUGAAGGACAAGUUUGCCAAAAGUCGACCAAUCAUCAAGCGCUUCCUUGGUCAGCUGACCAUUCCUGUCCAGAGGCUGAUUGAGAAGAUACCUGGUGUCCAGCCUCUGAGCUUCUCUCUGUGUCGACGGUUGCCCACUGAGCAUGUGAGUGGCCAGAUGCAGUUCAAAGUGGAGCUUACAUCCACUGGACCUGACGGGGCCUCACUAGACUUUAUCAUCGGUGUGCCCAAUAAUGGGGCCCCGGGGACUCCGUCAGAUGACGAGGAUCUGCCCCACCCACUACCAGGGGUGGUCACUGGAGGCCCCUCCCCUACUGGCUCUCUGGGCUCACAGAGGUCCUGGGAAGGUGGGGCCACAGCUUAUCCAGUCCCAGACUACAGGGACUUCAGCAGUACAGAGGGCGGAACCACAGAGGGCGAAUCCUACUCUGGCCCUCAACGGCUGCAGAGGUCCCUAAGUGAAGGCCUGGAUGCCAUCGAGGCCCCCAAGGGUCCCGGAGAGAGGCCCCUCGGCGCUGCCUCCCCGAAGCUGCGGUCUAGCUUUCCCACUCACACACGUCUCAGCGCCAUGCUGCACAUUGACUCGGACGAAGAAGAGGAGCGCUCGGGGUCCACUGACAUCUACCCGGUGCCCGGGUCCCCCCUGCUGCUCAACGGCGGCCAUGAAGAUCUCUUCCCAGAGCUACAACAAGACUCUGACACUGAGCAACCUCAGCCCAGGGUGGAGGAUGAUGAACAGGAGGGGGUAAAGGGGGAAGAAUGUGCCACUGGUGGUGAAUCUUAUGUGGCCUCUGAGUUAGACCUGGCCCUCGACUUGGAAGACGCCUCCGAGCCUGAUGUUUUCUCAGAGGUGGAGGAAGUUCCUUUCUUCUCAGAGGUGCUGUCCCAGAGUCUUUUGACUGAGGUCCUGGAAGGGCCAGAAGAGGGCCAGGGGCCUGCUGACGACCCCUCGUCGGAGAUUGACUCAUGCUCCAUGGCAACAGCCCCACAGACAGUCUUCUCUUCCUCAGAGAGUUGCCCAAUCAUGAUGUCCACAGCUCAGGAGGCGGAUGCAGGGGCAGAAGCUGCCAUUGACCCAGGAGGAGAUACCAUCACCGACAACUCACCCACCAGUCAGCUUGUAGACGAUGCGGGAGACGAGCAGACGCCAGCCAAUGAGGUUGAAGGAGAUGCUCCAUCAGCCAAUGAGCUGGAGCCAGGAGAGGAGAUAAGUGAGCUUAGGCGGAGCUUGCAGGCAUCUGGGGGGGUGUCCCAGGAUGAGGUAGGGGAGGAGCCAAGGCCAGUGGGAGAUGCAGGAUCUGUGGAUUCAGAUGCAGUUGCCACGGAGACGGAUGGAGAGGAUGGUGCUCAAGUGAACGGUCACCCCGUUCACUCGCUCCCCACAGUGCGCCAUGACAUCCACCGAUACCAACGAGUGGACGAACCCUUACCUCCUAACUGGGAGGCGAGGAUCGAUAGUCACGGUCGUAUUUUCUUUGUGGAUCAUGUGAACCGGACCACCACGUGGCAGCGCCCCACCGGACCACCCGCCCCCCAGGGCCUGACCCGCUCCAACUCCAUCCAACAGAUGGAGCAGCUCAACCGCAGGUAUCAGAGCAUAAGGAGGACAAUGACCAGCGAGAGGUCCGAGGAGAACACAGUUGAACUCCCGCCAGAGCUCACAGAGAGUGACCUUCUACCCCAGACCAUCCCUGAGUACAGGAGAGAGAGUGCGGUGGGUCACUCCAGCUCCCGGUCGCGUCUCUCUCUGCUGCUCCAGUCCCCCAGCGCAAAGUUCCUGUGCAGCCCAGACUUCUUCACCAUGCUGCAUUCUAACCCUAGUGCCUACCGCAUGUUUACGAGCAACACUUGCCUGAAGCACAUGAUCAGUAAGGUGCGUCGGGACGCCCACCACUAUGAGCGCUACCAGCACAACAGGGACCUGGUGGCCUUUCUCAAUAUGUUCACCAACAAACAGCUGGAGCUACCCAGGGGCUGGGAGAUGAAGCACGACCAGUCCGGCAAGCCCUUCUUUGUGGAUCACAAUCGUCGUUCCACUACCUUCAUCGACCCACGGCUCCCCCUCCAGAGUGCACGCUCCACUGGCCUGUUGACCCACCGACAGCAUCUCAGCCGCCAACGCAGCCACAGCGCAGGCGAGGUGGUAGAUGACAUGCGACACUCCAACCCACCUGUCAUGCCCCGCCCCUCCAGCACCUUCAGUGGGUCCACUCGCAAUCAAUACCAGGACCUCGUGCCUGUAGCCUACAAUGACAAGAUUGUGGCAUUUCUACGGCAACCCAACAUCAUUGAGAUCCUGCAAGAGAGGCAACCAGAACUCGUCAGGAACCACUCACUCAAGGAAAGGUUACAGUUCAUUCGCAGCGAGGGUGUUUCUGGGCUUGCUCGUCUCUCUAGCGAUGCUGAUCUAGUCAUUUUGCUCAGCCUGUUUGACGAGGAGGUCAUGUCCUAUGUGCCACCUGCUGCCUUACUGCACCCUAGCUACUGCUCCUCCCCUCAAAGCUCCCCUGGUACUCAGAGAGCUAAUGCACGUGCCCCUGCCCCGUACAAACGUGACUUUGAGGCCAAACUGAGAAACUUCUAUCGCAAGCUGGAGACAAAGGGCUAUGGCCAGGGACCUGGGAAAGUCAAAUUGAUCGUUCGUAGAGAUCACCUGUUGGAGGAUGCCUUCAAUCAGAUCAUGUGCUACUCCCGCAAAGACCUGCAGAGGAGUAAGCUGUAUGUCAGCUUUGUGGGAGAGGAAGGGCUGGACUACAGCGGCCCUUCGAGGGAGUUCUUCUUCUUGGUGUCAAGGGAGUUGUUUAACCCUUACUACGGUCUGUUUGAGUACUCUGCCAACGACACCUACACUGUGCAGAUCAGCCCCAUGUCUGCCUUCGUGGACAACCAUCACGAGUGGUUUCGUUUCAGUGGGCGUAUACUGGGCCUGGCUCUGAUCCACCAGUAUCUGUUGGAUGCCUUCUUUACCCGCCCGUUCUACAAGGGCCUGCUGCGUAUCCCAUGUGACCUGAGUGACCUGGAGUUCCUGGACGAGGAGUUUCACCAGAGUUUACAGUGGAUGAAGGACAAUGACAUCGAGGACAUGCUGGACCUCACCUUCACUGUCAACGAGGAGGUCUUCGGGCAGAUCACAGAGAGAGAGCUGAAGCCAGGCGGUGCAGGUGUUCCAGUGUCAGAGAAGAAUAAGAAGGAGUACAUCGAGCGCAUGGUUAAGUGGCGCAUCGAAAGGGGUGUGGCUCAGCAGACUGAGAGCCUGGUGCGAGGCUUCUAUGAGGUGGUGGACGUGAGGCUGGUGUCUGUGUUUGAUGCCAGAGAGCUGGAGCUGGUGAUUGCUGGCACUGCAGAGAUCGACCUGGCCGACUGGAGAAACAACACAGAGUACAGAGGAGGUUACCAUGACAACCACAUAGUCAUUCGCUGGUUCUGGGCAGCAGUGGAGAGGUUCAACAAUGAGCAGAGACUCCGACUGCUGCAGUUUGUGACAGGCACCUCCAGUAUUCCCUAUGAGGGCUUUGCCUCCCUCAGAGGUAGCAAUGGACCACGAAGGUUCUGUGUGGAGAAGUGGGGUAAAAUAACCUCCUUACCCAGGGCUCACACAUGCUUUAACCGUCUGGACCUCCCACCGUACCCUUCUUUCUCCAUGCUCUAUGAGAAGAUGCUGACAGCCGUAGAGGAAACCAGCACCUUUGGCCUGGAGUAAAACUCUCCAAAAUGGCUGCCACAGCCAGGGGUCAAAUUGGGAAAGAACAAAUGGUGGAGAGGAAAUCCUGUCACCUUAGCUUGAGGCGAGACAGUACUCACAGUACAAAAUGGAAACUGAAAAGACAUCUACCAGAAAUUAUCAUUUUGGAGAAGCAACAGAACUUUUGGGGACAAUUUCACCACCAAGACAAUCCCAAUUUGCCCCCCACCCCUCCGGCUUGGCUAUACCUCCCGCCUCCAUGAUCCCACACUUCCUGGAAUCACGUUACUGUUCCAUUACCUGCACUGAUGCCCUCCAUUUGAUUCCUGUGUACAACAACCACACUUGUGCUUUAUCUCUUAUCUGUUUAUUGGCCUUGGUUACUGUAUCUCCUUUUUCCUACAGGGGCUCAGCCUGCCCUUCAAGUUCAGAGACACCUCUUCCUAAUACCCUAUGCUUCCUCCUGGAUUGACCCCCUGUUCUGGACCUCGGAACUGUGUCUUUCUACUCUGGGACUGGAGACUACGUACACUAUAAUACAUAAUUUGACUAAUUCCUUGUCUUCAAACACACACUCAUUCACUCUCACACACUUUCAAGAUGACUCUCAUGAUUAAUUUCUGAGGGGAUUAAAUUGUAUGUCACAGCUCCUAAGGUGCACCAAAGGCAUUGACUCACUCCAAAACACAUUGUACUUGUGCUAGACUACAUGAGCAAGGCUCUAAAACCGGCACACACUAACUCACGAUAACAAAUACAAUUGUAGGGUCACUCUUUUUCAAAAUAAAUUAGAUGCACUUUCUCAUACACAUAUGUAGCUCCACACACACACACACUGAGACAUUGCCUAACAUGGCUCUAUUUCUCACUAAUGAUAUUGCCUCCCAUCCACUGAACUGAUGAAUGUAUCACAUAAAAGACUGAAUGUAUGAAACUUCAGCACCUCUGGCUUGCUGUAAUAGGAGGAGGAGCCUUUGCGGCCAAAGACAAAUAAACACCAGGAAGUGGAUCACCUAAAAUUUGUUGAAUAUGGAAGCCAAGGCUGAAAGUGGCACCGGACACGUGCCUUGUUAUGACAGACACUUUCACUCAGUGUUUUGAGGAGGGUUGGUUGGGGACCCGAUAGUGGGGCGCACCCAUUUCUUCCUCUUGGGUCACAGCCGAAAAGUUGUAACGAGAGACUUUGUAAUGUUUAUUUGGUCGGUCAAAAGAACAUUCAAAUGGCUAGGUGUGUUACACACAACAAAAACAGAGCUACAACUCUUAAUUGUAUUCUAAAAUAGUUCCAGGAUACCAACACGAGGGCAGCACAUGAUAUGGUACUUACUUCAGUACCGUACACACAGCUAUGGAAGCAUAUAUAAGCUCGGGACAUACACUACACACCUACACAGAUGCUUAUGAUCUCUUGAAAGCACGUGUUCAUCCUGGUUUUGGACUUCUCAGUGCAUAUCCCCUACCCAACGGACUCAUUCAGACACACACACACACACACGCACAUGUGUUCACACACACACACCCUUUUUAUGUGUGUACGCAUGAUUACAACUACUGUACAGAGGUCUGUGCGAGCUAGACAGACCACUCGGGCUGGAAGCCCCACUGUGAUGCAUUGUGGAGGAAGCCUUCAUAUCUCAGCCUGGCUUGAAACUGCAUGCAAGGUCCAUCUCAGCAACUCUGUGAGCUGCACUGAGCCCGGGACCCCUAGAUGGUGUUGUGUUAUAUCUCGAUAUUUGCAUGCAGAAAUAGUGCAACACAAGUCUGUCCUUAAUAACUUUUGCAUGAGGAUAUCGCUAUCGAUGUUGAGAAAAGGGCGGGAGGAGCCGGAUAAGAACUGUAGGGUAUGCUGCUAUAAUGUGUUAUAAAUGUGUCCGUGAUGAGGUGGACGCGGUCAAAUAAAUAUUUAGGUUUUGUGCCACAUUGUUUAUGGCUUCACAAUUGUGAAAUGUUAUAAGCUUUAUGUUUGUUUAUAUGAAGGGUUAUGACUAGUGUUACCGAAGUACUAUGGUAACACACUUUAAGGGAAUUGUUUUUGUUACAUUCAUGAGAUCACCUGUCUUGAUGAUAGGUCAAGAGGUUAGAGGUCAUGGUUCAUGGCUACACAGAGAACCACACGGUGUGUGCUGGUCCUGUAUGUCUCAUCCUUGUGUACAUGUAUGUCUGCACCUGUUGUGGGUGUGUGUGAAUAUAUAUUUUGCACUGAAUGUACCAAAGGUUUGGGGCUUGCAUAGUCAACCAUGUCUCCCUAAUUUUGUCAGGUUGACAGAAUUAGGAAUGACCCCAGCCUCGGCCACACAUCCCCUUGAGUUUAGAGGGGCAGUUUCAUGGCAUGCCCAGUAACCAUUCACAACUGUUUUUAAAUCAUUUCUGCCAAUCAAUACAUUUUCCACGCUAAGGAUUUUUCUUCUGCUGCAAAUGUCCAAAUAAGAAUAAAGUCAGUUUGCUCCUCACCCAAUGAGGACCAAGCUCACCGCCACCACCACUCCCCAUGGCUGAUCAAUUACCAAUAGGAUUGGACAUCUGUGUCAGAACUACUCUAUGCAAAAGCUCCUGUAUCUCUCCAUUUCACCACCAUUAUUGUAUUAAAAGACAAUGACAAAUGUCAAGUUUUAAUUGGUAAGUUUUCAUUAGCGAUUACAUGAAUGCAUGUUUUCUUUCUGUGUAUCUUUUGAGAGAUGAACCAGGGGCUCAGCUAGUGGGCCCAAUGUUUAGAGAGCAGCAGAUGAAGAUCUACAGCAUAGAAUGGACAUGGUUUUCUGUUCUAUAAGAUAGAGAAUAUCUCUUCUUCUAUCCUAUAUAUUUCUUUCUGCAGAAAUAAACAAACACAUCUUAUUUUAACUGUGCAUUCCACAAACAACAUCUAUAGGAAAAAAUGAAAAUACCCAGGCCCAACUAAU
Molecule: messenger RNA, 8461 nt
Organism: Oncorhynchus tshawytscha (Chinook salmon)
Lineage: Eukaryota; Metazoa; Chordata; Actinopteri; Salmoniformes; Salmonidae
Product: E3 ubiquitin-protein ligase HECW2-like
Exons: 30
Coding region: 996-5582 (1528 amino acids)
Biological process (GO): regulation of dendrite morphogenesis
Molecular function (GO): ubiquitin-protein transferase activity; protein binding
Source: RefSeq, a predicted model, not a curated record